CACUCUUCCCUCAUUCUCUCCUUUCAAGUUUGCAGCUUUCCUCAGCCUCCCCACUUUCCCGUCUCCUAGUUUCCCUUGAUUUCAUCAGCUCCACCUUCUACAAUGGCUGCCGUCACUCUCUCCCAGGCCGCCACGGCUCCGUGCCGUGCCACAUUCAGCUCUGUGAAGCUCGACUCGAAGCUCAAGAGCUCCGUCUCGCUGGCCGUGCAGCCCCUGUUCGCCUGGAAGUCUGCUGGCGCGGCGUCCAAGGCGUCGUUCAAGGGAGUCGGCUCGGUCGUCGUCAGGGCGGUCGCGGAGGAUGUGCAGGGCGGCGGGAACUACGGCGCUCCUCGUGAGAUUCCUGGAACCAAGAUUUAUGUCGGCAACUUGCCGUUCAACGUCGACAGCGAGUCGCUCGCUGAGAUCUUCCAGGAGGCCGGCAUCGUGGAGCUCGUCGAGGUGAUCUACGAUAGGGACUCUGGCCGCAGCAGGGGUUUCGGGUUCGUGACCAUGAGCACCCCUGAGGAGGCUCAGUCUGCCAUUGAGAAGUUCGACGGCUCGGAACUCGGCGGCCGCAUGCUCAAGGUCAACAUGCCCGUCCCCCGCGGCGAGCGCGAGAGAGGCGCGCGUAACGAGAGGCCACGUGGCGACAGGCCCCGGUUCGGCGGUAACCAGGGCAACAAGAUCUACGUGGGCAACCUGUCGUGGGGCAUGGACGACGGGUCUCUGGAGGACCUCUUCGCGGAGUUCGGCAAGGUGCUCGAGGCCAAGGUGGUGCUCGACCGCGACACUGGCAGGUCCCGAGGGUUCGGCUUCGUGACGCUCUCGAGCGACUCGGAAGUGCAGGAGGCCAUCUCGAACCUCGACGGCGCUGACGUUGACGGCAGACAACUGCGGGUGAAUGUCGCUGCUCCUAAGGUUUGAUUGGGGAGGCUGUUUCAGAACUGUUUGUCAGCUAUCCCCUGCAAGGGUUUUCUCAUCUUCUACCUUUGUACUCACGAUUAUUAGGUAUCAGUUAUAAACCUGAUGGGUUUCCUUUCCUAUGACUCCUAGAAGCCGAUUUUGUAGGCCCUUGUUACGGAGAAUGAAGUUGCGACCACUGAAGUUUUGGCUUGCUCCUCACAAUCCCGUGUCGUCCGUGCCAACCCCGUUUCUGUCACACGCAUCCACGCGCGCGCGUGUGUGUGGAGCACUCAUACGCUCGUUGUCCCGCGCUCUCAUGCACGCUGAGCCAACGCUUCCUGCCGUGUCGUACGACACAGUCCGUUUUCACCUUCACUGGCGUCGCCAUGCUUUCCGUCUGACCCCUCGUUCCACGGCUCGUCCCCUUCGUUCGCAUCCCUCAGCGUUCGCAUCCCUCUGCGUCGUCCCCCACGUGAACCUCCCUCGUUUCCCCGCCCCCCCGUUUUCCUUCUCUCUUCGCGGCUCCUCCCUGUUCUCAGCCCUCCUUUUCCUCUCGCUCUCAAUUUUCCUGUUCGCU
Molecule: messenger RNA, 1459 nt
Organism: Closterium sp. NIES-67
Lineage: Eukaryota; Viridiplantae; Streptophyta; Zygnematophyceae; Desmidiales; Closteriaceae
Source: the annotation of a GenBank genome assembly